Perca fluviatilis (European perch) is the source of this 591-nucleotide messenger RNA. Its product is annotated as Fc receptor-like protein 5. Gene Ontology annotation, biological process: cell surface receptor signaling pathway. The record is from RefSeq and is a predicted model, not a curated record. The transcript has 2 exons. Gene Ontology annotation, molecular function: transmembrane signaling receptor activity. Bases 29 to 556 code for a protein of 175 amino acids. Lineage: Eukaryota; Metazoa; Chordata; Actinopteri; Perciformes; Percidae.
UCUGACUGUGAGUCCCAGCAGAUCUCAGAUGUUUCAAGGACAGCCUGUCUCUCUGAGCUGUGAGGAGGACGACAGCUCUGCUGGAUGGACUCUAAGGAGGAACACAACCAGAGAAACCAGGACUCAGUGUGGAGAUAGCUGGGGAAGACCUGCUGGUUCUUCCUGUAACAUCAGCUACAUGGUCCCAGGGGACAGUGGAGUUUACUGGUGUGAGUCCAGAGAGGGAGCAACCAGUAACAGCAUCACCAUCACUGUCCCUGGUGGACCAAUGAUCCUGCAGAGUCCUGUCCUCCCUGUGAUGGAGGGAGAAGACCUCGCUCUGACGUGUAAAACAAAGAGGUCCUCCAACCUCCCAGCUGGUUUCUAUAAAGAUGGCUCCUUCAUCAGGACUGAGCCUGCAGGUCACAUGACCAUCCACCAUGUUUCCAGGUCUGAUGAAGGCCUCUACAAGUGCAACAUCAGCAGUGUUGGAGAGUCUCCACCCAGCUGGGUCUCUGUCACAGGUGAGGAGGUUACCUUUGAUUUCAGGAGUUCAUUCAUCCAGAUAUUCACCUGACAGCUGAUUCUCUCUACAGAGAAACCAAAGACCAC